AUGUCAGCGCUGCACAUCAUCUUCCGCGUCAUCUACGACUCCUUCUACGUCUUCCUCUCCCUGAUCGUCCUGCUCCUGCUCCUUGUCACGCCUGCCGACAAUGUGCGCCUGGCCCUUCAAAACCACCAGGGCCUCCACGUCCUGACCACCGUCAUCUGCCUGUCCGUGACACUCCUUUUUGUCGUGCUGCUCUAUUUUGCCCGGCUAUAUGUCAACCGCAGCGCCCUCGCCAACAUCCCCAAACCAUGGAUUCCCAUCGGAAAAGGCGAGGUCAAGAAGAGUGUGCGAAAGAUGAUCACCGCUGGUCUGAGUCGCAGUGCGGCCAUAGCGUACGAGUCGAAGCCGAGGGUGGCCCCGGCGAGACCGCCCACUGCGAUGACGGAAGUUGAAGAAGGAGAAAAAGAGGAAAAGGCUGGGGAUAAGGGGAGGAAAUCAGCGCUGAAGGUAUUCAAACUGAAGAAGGCGCCAACCGUGGAGGACAAGAUGGGCAUCACAUUGCCCCCACACCGAGCCGUCUGGGGCGAAAUCGAACACUACGGGUGGGCGUCGCCCAACUCCUUCGACCUGCCCAACCUGCAGUACAGCUCGGUCAUAUCAGAGCUGCCGAAUCUGAUCGAGGCGAAAGCCCUGACCCUGGCGCCCCCGGUCCCCGACAAAAGCCACACCCAGCCGCCGAUCCUGGACCCCGAGGCGAUCGGGCUCCUGCAGCGGCCUGACAAUCUGGCCUUGAGGCAGUACCUCACGCAAUUGGCGGAGCUGGGCGUCCUUACGCCCUCGCGCACGACGGCGGAUUUCCUGUCUGCCUACGAAUAUGCGCGCUACUCGACGCGGCCCAUCUCGAACGCCCGCUUCCGCGAGUUGAUGCACCUCUUCGCGGAGCUCCUGCGCACGAUGCAGCCGCUGGACCCGGCCGUGCUGAUGGAACUGGAUGGCGCUGGCCUCUCGGAGGACGAGGAGAGUGACAUUGAUGACGAUGCGCCCCGACGCAGCCCCCCGAGCACCCCGCGUAGCCGCGCCAGCCGGAACUCGGUCCUCCAGCGGCAGCGCAGCACCGCGUCGCACGCCACGACGACAACAACGAGCAGUGGCAAGUCCAACGCCAGCGGCGGAUCGCAAGUCCGCCGGAGGCCGCGGAAUCACCAGCAACAGCCAAGGCCGCAGAUGGCGGGGCGCGUGUCUUCGCAGGGCACGUCGUGGGGCGGCGGCGCGGCGACGUAUCGCACGGCGCCGACCACACCCAAGACACAGAAGACGGCCGCGUCCCCGUCGCCGACGGCGUCGAGCGUCAACAGCUUCGCGCAGACGAGGCAGCCGUUCACUCUCGGUGGCGGCGGCAGCUCUGCCUCGACUUCGAGCGUCGCGUCCGCGCACGUGUCGCGGUCCCGGUCCGGCCGGUCCUCUGUCGCCAGCGGGAGCGGUGGUUCGGUCAUCAUCCGGCUGGCUGGGCGGGCGGAUGGCGAUGGGAUGCCGUAUGUGCUCUCGCUUGGGGGAGACUCGGACCGGUAA
Molecule: messenger RNA, 1506 nt
Organism: Diaporthe amygdali
Lineage: Eukaryota; Fungi; Ascomycota; Sordariomycetes; Diaporthales; Diaporthaceae
Product: sucrase ferredoxin domain-containing protein
Exons: 1
Coding region: 1-1506 (501 amino acids)
Source: RefSeq, a predicted model, not a curated record